GCGAGGCGCGUGAGCGUGACGGAAGACAAGAGUCCGACAUCAUGAAUGAAGAUGAAGCUCACCGGGCCACUUCUACUCCUGGUCCUGCUUGUUGUCGCUGGGCCGAGCCGAGCCCAGGCCAAGACCUCUCUCCUGGAUUUGACCAACAGCAUUGGGAGCAUCCUUCCCAGUCUCAGCCGACCAGCAAACCACAGCCGCAUCUUCUAUGCAGUGAUGUUUGAUGCAGGGAGCACAGGGACACGCAUCCACGUUUACACCUUCAUCCACAGUGACUCAGUGGAGCUGCCUGUGUUGGACAAUGAGAUGUUCCAUUCCAUAAAGCCUGGUUUGUCAGCAUAUGCCGACUCCCCUGAAAUGGCUGGACACACAGUUAGGAUGUUGCUGAAGGUGGCCAAGAAGACUGUCCCUCGUCUGGAGUGGAAGAGAACUCCAGUGGUCCUACGAGCCACAGCUGGACUUCGGCUGCUGCCCGCAGACAAAGCCCAGGCUCUUCUGGACCAGGUUCAACAUGUCUUUGAUGAGUCUCCCUUUUUGGUCCCAGACAACGGCGUCAGCAUAAUGAACGGCACAAACGAAGGAGUCCUGGCCUGGAUAUCUGUGAACUUUCUGACAGGUCACCUGAAAGCACAAACCAAGAAGACAGUGGGAAUCUUGGAUCUGGGAGGAGGAUCCACGCAGAUUACUUUCCUGCCAAAACUGAGGAAAACCAUUGAAAGUGCUCCUGUAGCUGAUUACGUUGCCAGAUUUGACAUCUUCAACUCAACAUUUGAGUUGUACACUCACAGUUACCUUGGAAAUGGACUGAUGGCAGCGCGACUGGCCACACUGGGCGCUUUGGGUGCAGAAGGGCUGGAGUGGCGAGUUUUUAAAAGUUCUUGCCUGCCAAAGAAGUUCAGGGAUGAAUGGAGCUUUGGAGGCCUGACCUAUCAAGUGAGCGGGGACCCAGAUGGUUAUGCAGGAUACAAGCUUUGUUAUCAGGAAGUACUUAAGGUGGUGAAGGGGAUUAUUCAUCAGCCGUAUGAGCUCCAAGACAGCAAUGUUUUCUAUGCAUUCUCCUAUUACUUUGACAGAGCGGUGGAUGCAGGCCUUAUCGAUGCUGUCAAAGGAGGGAUGCUAGAGGUCAGAGACUUCAAAAAGAGAGCCAAAGAGGUGUGCAAUAAGAUGACCAAGUACCCUCCCAUCAGUUCUUUCCUGUGUAUGGACUUGACCUACAUCACCUGUCUACUCAAGGAUGGGUUCGGCUUCAAGGAGAGCACUGUGCUGCAGUUGACCAAGAAAGUGAACAACGUGGAGUCAAGCUGGGCUUUGGGCGCCACGUUGGACCACUUCCACAACCUGAAGAUCCACUGAGGAGAAGAGAGGAACAAACACUGCUGACUUAGGUAGUGCUCAGUAACAAACAGGAGCAAUGUGCACAACCUUUUCAAACGUCCCCGGACAUCUGCAGUUUGUUUCACAAGAGCAGAACUAACCUCACAAGUAAUUCUUAAUUUUGUUUGAAAAGCAAUUCUUAAGUGUGAAUAUAUUGAGCUGUAAAUGAGCAAUGUGUGCCUUACUCAGAGACCGAGUGAAGCACUGAGGCUAACAAUUGAGUGAAAGAUGUUACCAGUAACACACUGAGUAAAUGCAUCACUGGGUACACAGUUGGUUUCAGAUAAAGGUUUCUGUGUUUUACUCAGGCUGAUAAACAGGGUGGCCUGGCAGGUUGUGCUGGCAAGACCAGUGUUUACAUGCAGCAAAGUGAUAGACUGGGGUUUAGCAAUUUUUCACGUGUUAGGUGUUUUGUUAUCAGUAAUAAGGAUUAUGGGGUAUACACAUUUCAAUUUGACAGUCAUUCCUAUCAGCCAAUGAUAUUUUAAAAAAUUAUUACAGAAAAAUGUCACUGCAUUUCUGCCCCAGACUUCUGUUUACAAUGACACUGCACAUAAUGCAUGGUCAGUAUAUUUUCACAAACUUUUAAACCCGUCUCAGUGUUUCUUUGGGACUAUUUGUUUUCAAAAACUUGAGGAAAAAGGUUAUUUGUACAAACUUUGCCAUUUCACACUUGUCAAAAUAAAACCAUCAUUGAUUGCUAAUUACAAAUAUCUACAGGGAUGAAAAUUGAUGGUUAAUUUAUUUACAUAUAGAUGUCUAUGCUAGGUACACUGUGACAGUCAAUCUAGUGCUGCUGAGAUAGGCAGUGUGCGACAUUUUACAAGACUACAGCAGCGCCACCACAUCUUCUCCAUAUGCGUGGCCAUCCGUCGACAUGGUAACCAGUUCAUGUGGCUGAGAGAGAACUACCACCGAGUCUGCAGAGCCUGGA
Chelmon rostratus (copperband butterflyfish) is the source of this 2305-nucleotide messenger RNA. Its product is annotated as ectonucleoside triphosphate diphosphohydrolase 5-like. Gene Ontology annotation, molecular function: UDP phosphatase activity; GDP phosphatase activity. Lineage: Eukaryota; Metazoa; Chordata; Actinopteri; Chaetodontiformes; Chaetodontidae. Gene Ontology annotation, biological process: nucleoside diphosphate catabolic process. The record is from RefSeq and is a predicted model, not a curated record. Gene Ontology annotation, cellular component: membrane. The coding region runs from base 46 to 1350 and encodes 434 amino acids. The transcript is spliced from 14 exons.